ACACAGAGUCCCCCCACUCAUUAUUACUUAUUUCCAUUUCAUUUCCAUUCAUUCAAUCCAAUUUUCCCAAAAAUCCAUUUUUUUUGCCUCACCGAAUGUAACGUUACUUCAUCCUUCAUUCAAGCUCAUGCCCUUAUCGCCAUAUAAGCUAAACACCAAACCAGCUUCUUCUUCUACCGAUAAGAUUUUCCCCUUUUUCUUCUAACUACACACGUGGGGUUCUUUUUUGAUUUUUCUCUGAAAGAUCUGAGAUUGAUCGCCGAUUCUGUGAAAACCCAUCUUUUUUGCUUCAAUUUUCUUGAUUUUUUUGGUUCCAUUUCUCACCGAUCCUUGUGGGGUUUGCUGUUUUUGAGUUACACUGUUUCCGCCUUUCUUUGGGUCUUAUGUUGUGUUGACUCCAGAUUUUCAAGGCAAGGUGGGAGAACUGAGUUGAGUGUGAUUUGCAUGGGUGACGAUGCCGGAGUUGCGUAGUGGAGCAAGGAGAUCAAAACGGCUUGGUGAUCUCCAGCCUGCCCCUCAACCUGUUGGCCAAGGGGAAAACUUGGCCUUGCCUACUCAGAACAGAACUAGAAGAAGAGGUGGUGGAGGAGGAAGAGGAAGGGGUAAUGCAACAGCUAUAGGAAAAGGGCCUUCAGGGACACGUGGAAGACCGAGUGGUGCUGGUAGGGGUAGGGGGAUUAGAUUGAUAGAUUUGGACCCAGAGCCGCUGUGUGAGGGUCUACCUCAAGCUGCUCCUGUUGGGGUUGCCGAGCCAGAUUUUAAUAGAGUUGACGGUGCUGCAGAUAAAAAGAUUGCUAUGGAUGGUGGUGGAAGUCCAGACAAAGUAAUGGGAGUUGAAGAAGAAGCAGGCACAACUCCUGUACCAGAUAGGGUGCAAGUGGGUAAUUCUCCUGUAUAUAAAACGGAAAGGAAAUUAGGUAAGGGUGGAUUUGGGCAAGUAUAUGUUGGUCGAAGAACAAGUGGGGGAACUGAGAGAACAGGACCAGAUGCUGUUGAGGUUGCAUUAAAGUUUGAGCAUCGAAAUAGUAAAGGUUGCAACUAUGGCCCUCCUUAUGAGUGGCAGGUGUACAACACCCUAAAUGGAUGCUACGGAAUCCCAUGGGUUCAUUUUAAGGGCCGUCAGGGAGACUUUUACAUCUUGGUCAUGGACAUGCUUGGACCCAGCUUGUGGGAUGUCUGGAAUUCUUUAGGCCAGUCGAUGUCGCCGAACAUGGUAGCCUGCAUUGCAGUGGAGGCAAUAUCGAUUCUUGAAAAGCUGCACCUUAAGGGGUUCGUGCAUGGAGAUGUGAAGCCAGAAAAUUUCCUACUUGGUCUGCCAGGAAGUCAAGAUGAGAAAAAGCUGUAUCUUAUUGAUCUCGGUUUGGCAUCUAGAUGGAAAGAUGCAGCAUCUGGUAUGCAUGUUGAAUAUGACCAGAGGCCAGAUAUAUUCAGGGGCACCAUAAGAUAUGCAAGUGUGCAUGCGCAUUUGGGUCGGACUGGAAGUAGAAGGGAUGACCUGGAGUCACUAGCAUACACAUUAAUAUUUCUUAUAAAGGGAAGGUUACCGUGGCAAGGCUAUCAGGGUGACAACAAGAGUUUUCUCGUCUGUAAGAAGAAAAUGGCCACUUCCCCGGAGUUGAUGUGUUGUUUCUGUCCGGCACCAUUCAAGCAUUUCCUUGAGGCUGUGACAAAUAUGAAAUUUGAUGAGGAACCAAAUUAUGCCAAGCUUAUCUCUUUCUUUGAGAGUCUUAUUGAGCCAGUCACGUCACUACGGCCAAUAAGAAUUGAUGGAGCUCUCAAGGUUUCUAUCCAUAUUCAUGCACGUAUGUGUUUGCACAACGAUAUUGGUUUCUCACUCACCUGUUACCUCUUGUCUAAUCAGGUUGGGCAGAAGCGGGGAAGGUUGCUUAUAAACUUGGAGGAAGACGAGCAACCAAAGAAAAAAGUACGAUUAGGUAGUCCGGCAACACAAUGGAUUUCUGUUUAUAAUGCAAGACGUCCUAUGAAGCAGAGGUACCACUACAAUGUUGCCGACACUAGGCUUAGGCAGCAUGUAGACAAGGGAAAUGAAGAUGGUCUUUACAUCAGCUGUGUGGCUUCAGCAGCCAAUCUGUGGGCCUUAAUCAUGGAUGCAGGAACCGGUUUCUCGUCUCAGGUUUACGAGCUUUCAGCUGCCUUCCUCCAUAAGGAUUGGAUUAUGGAACAGUGGGAAAAGAACUACUACAUCAGCUCAAUAGCUGGUGCAACUAAUGGAAGUUCCUUAGUCGUUAUGUCCAAAGGAACUCCUUAUACACAACAGUCUUACAAAGUAAGUGAAUCUUUUCCUUUUAAAUGGAUAAACAAAAAAUGGAAAGAAGGUUUCCAUGUAACAUCAAUGACCACUGCUGGCAAUCGAUGGGGUGUGGUGAUGUCCCGAAAUGCUGGAUAUGCAGAACAGGUUGUUGAACUCGAUUUCCUUUACCCAAGUGAAGGAAUACAUCGACGGUGGGAAGGUGGGUUUAGAAUAACUUCUAUGGCUGCCACCGCUGAUCAAGCGGCUUUCAUAUUGAGCAUACCAAGGCGUAAAAUGAUUGAUGAAACUCAAGAGACUUUGCGGACAUCUGCCUUCCCAAGUACCCAUGUAAAGGAAAAAUGGUCCAAAAAUCUUUACAUUGCAUCAAUCUGCUAUGGUCGAACUGUCUGCUGAGUUGUUGACGAUCAACGAUCGUUAGUCACUUCAUCUUUGAAGAGAUUUGGAGGAUGAAUUCAGCUGGUCUUGUUGGAUUGCCUCCGAAGUGAGUCCCCUGAUGAUUCUUCAUGUAAAAUCCUUUUUUUUGUUGUACUGUACAACUGUGUAAUGGGAAAAGUUAAACUAAAGUUUAGAAGUUGCUGAGCUAAUGUAGCUGCUGCAUGCUGGCUAGUUUAUUCUAGUGUUGGCAAUUAUGGCAAAGAAAUGGUUGAUUGCUGAAAAAUAUUUGAUACCUUUAAAUUGGAAGGUGUAUUUUAACCAUA
This is a messenger RNA of Solanum stenotomum, 2970 nucleotides long. Its product is annotated as casein kinase 1-like protein HD16. Gene Ontology annotation, biological process: endocytosis; peptidyl-serine phosphorylation; signal transduction. Bases 455 to 2665 code for a protein of 736 amino acids. The record is from RefSeq and is a predicted model, not a curated record. Gene Ontology annotation, cellular component: cytoplasm; nucleus. Gene Ontology annotation, molecular function: ATP binding; protein serine/threonine kinase activity. The transcript is spliced from 16 exons. NCBI's taxonomy places the organism in Eukaryota, Viridiplantae, Streptophyta, Magnoliopsida, Solanales, Solanaceae.